Saccharomycopsis crataegensis is the source of this 1479-nucleotide messenger RNA. It is a transcript of the gene IPI3, whose product is annotated as chromatin-binding/pre-rRNA-processing protein IPI3. Gene Ontology annotation, molecular function: protein binding. The record is from RefSeq and is a predicted model, not a curated record. Gene Ontology annotation, biological process: rRNA processing; DNA-templated DNA replication. Gene Ontology annotation, cellular component: nuclear pre-replicative complex. Bases 1 to 1479 code for a protein of 492 amino acids. NCBI's taxonomy places the organism in Eukaryota, Fungi, Ascomycota, Saccharomycetes, Ascoideales, Saccharomycopsidaceae. The transcript has a single exon.
AUGGAAGAAAUAGUUACUUAUAUCGGCGGUGGACUUGCUGACGAUAAGAAUGGUGAAAAUUCUGUCGGAUUUAGCACAUCAAUCCACUCUAACACUUUUUCUUACGCUUACAAGUUUGCCAAUGCACAUCUUAAUGGGGUAGUAUCUACUGGGUUUAUGAAUGGUGAUAAUGACAAAGUUUUCGUUGCUACUAAAAAUAAGGCGUUAAUUCAAGUCUAUGUUCAUGGGAAGGAAGCUCCAAUUCAAAAAAUUCCAAUUCCGGAACAAUUAUCUUGUCUAGCUUUGACCCAUCACAACAUGAAGUCUAUUGACCAAGGUCUGGAACAUGAUGAUACGAAAACCGAACUACAAUUACCUUGGCUUUUGAUUGGGGGAAGUAUUACAGGUAAAUUAUAUGUGUGGGAAGUGUGCUCGGGAAAUUUGUUGUUCAAUAAGUCAGUUCAUUACCAAAAGAUCAACAAGAUUGAAUUCUCCAAUAACAAUAAUUUCUUGGUCACAAGUUCUGAUGAUUCUAGAGUGUUAGUUUUCAGAGUCUUGGAACUAAUUAGCAACAGCCCUACUAUCAAGCCAUUACACGCUAUUACUGAUCAUACAUUGCCUGUGACGGACUUUUUGAUCACUUCAGGAAUCAACAACGAUUUGAGAUUAGUGACCGCGUCCGCCGAUUCCACUUGCAGAGUUUAUGAUUUGAACACACUGAAACUUCAAAUGACAUUGGUCCUGCUUUUCCCAGUGUGUAGCAUUGCCAGCGAUCCAGCUUUUAGAACACUAUAUUUGGGUUUAGAUAACGGGUCGAUAAGACAGGUGAACUUAUUUGAAAUAGACUCCACAAAGAAACUUCGUUUCAUUGGUGAAAAGUCAAGAAUUGUCACUCUUGAGGAUGACCCAGAACUCAAGUGGAGUUUCAUGGCCCACCAACAACAAGAAAACUCUUCCAACACCCUCAAAAUAACCUCAUUGGACGUUUCUUUUGACGGAACUUUGUUGGUGUCAGGAGACUCAGAUGGUAAGGUCCUCGUUUGCGACAUUGUGACCAAGCAGAGCUUAAAGUCCCUUAAACCGGUGAAUGGUAUGGUAACGUACUUGAAGAUCUCUCCUACAUUGUCUAAAAACUUUAACGAGUCGGAGAACAUUUUGGGUACAAAGAAAGCCAAUAAUUACCGCAAAGUCCCACAAUUAAAAAGAACUUUGGCUGAUUCAAAUGAUUUCAAUAAUCAUGAGUUAUCCAUGCAGAUACCAGAGAACGAUUAUCAUUACAAUAUUCUUAAUAACAACCACAAGAUGGACUAUGAUUUCGAUGAAUAUUUGGCACAAGUUGCAGCACAGGAGCUGAAUUUCAAAGCCUCUCCAAUGAAUGCUGGGAAAGAUGAAUCACCACAAUUACAAGAAAAGCUUGACAAAGUCAAUGAAGCGUAUUCUGAGCUCAAGAAAAUUCACGAGGAAUUAUUUGAGGAACAUACAAAACUAGUAAACCAGUAA